Molecule: messenger RNA, 1580 nt
Organism: Hypanus sabinus (Atlantic stingray)
Lineage: Eukaryota; Metazoa; Chordata; Chondrichthyes; Myliobatiformes; Dasyatidae
Gene: lin37
Product: lin-37 DREAM MuvB core complex component
Exons: 10
Coding region: 138-905 (255 amino acids)
Biological process (GO): negative regulation of transcription by RNA polymerase II
Cellular component (GO): Myb complex; transcription repressor complex
Source: RefSeq, a predicted model, not a curated record
UGACGUCAGCGCGCAGAGGAGGGAGACGGUUGGAGGAUCGGUCGUUGGCGGGGUUGUUGGGGGAGAGACGUCGCCUGAGGAUCUGGCCUCCGAGUUCCUUGUGUGGCCUGAGAGCUCCCCCUGCUGUGAACAGGUAGAUGAGACCUCAGAGCGCCACCAUGCUAACGGUGAAGGUGAAGACGGAGAAAUCAGAUCUAGAAGCCUCCACCGCUCGCAAUCGACUAGAAGCUGUUCUGCAGUGCUUGGUUGAAAAGAGUGACGUGGAGAGGGACCAGACUGAAGACGAAGCUGCAAAGCCAGCGCUGUCGGACCUACAGAGCAAGGACUGCUCUCCGCCGACAGCAGGAAAACGAUCAUCCACGCGCUUCCCCCACCAGAGGAGAAAGAGGAGGAAGGAGAUGGACGAUGGCGGCUGUGAGGGAGCCCUGCAGAGACCCAAUGCCUACACCAUGAAGCUGUUCGACCGCAGCGUGGACCUGGCGCAGUUCACCGAGGACACCCCCCUCUACCCUAUCUGCAGGGCAUGGAUGAGGAAUAACCCCAGCCACCGUGAGGGAGCUCGCAGCCCCAGCCCACAGCCACCCCCCACCCUGGAAGAUGAGGAGGUAGCUGAGCUGAAUGGCAAGGGUCAGGACGUCUACAAAAUGCCGUUGCCCACAGCCCGCUCAGCCAGUGCUGGCGGGAACACCCUGAGCCUCCGCAUCCCCUCACCGCUUCCCUCCACCGAGAAACCGCUGGACAUCAACAUGAGCCGUUUCUCUGCCCCGGGGGUGCCCACCCUCCUCUACAACCACAUGGAACGUUGGAAGAAGAUUCGCCAGAGGUGGAAAGAGUCCUCACACAGGAACCAGCAUCGUUAUAUGGACAGCAUGAGGAUACUGAAGGAGAUGUUUGAACGGCAGUGAAGGGGGCAGCAAGAUUACAGUCUGACAGCUCCCACUACUCCAUUCUCCUGACCCCCCAGGAUGAGGCAGGCUUUCACCAACUGGACCCUCCCUGGACUACCCCCCACCCCCUUCACAUUCCUGCAGUGAUCAAGGGAGGUCACAUGAAAGUUCGGUUCCAUGCCAAUCUGACACCUCAGACCUGUCAACCCUCCACCAUGAGUUCUCAUUCCCCAGAUGCAGCUCAGAAAGUGUGGGGGGUGGUGGGUGCGAGUGAAAAUCAGCCAAGGUUCCUGCUCCCCUCCACUGCCUCAAAAAAGGAUAUGUGGGUGAGUGUAUUAGCCUGCCGCUGUGAGUUGCCCCCUGGUUGUGUGCUUGAGGAUGUCAUCAAUAGGGAUGUGGGUUUCAGGGUGGAUUGAUGGUCAGCACGGUCUCUGUGCCUUAUCUCUCCGACUGUCAAACCCCGACUCACUCUGACCCAUAGGUUCGAGUGUGCAGUGAUUCCAGUCCCCAUCUCUCAGAAUCUCCACGCCCCAUUGUUCUCUCCCCUUCCCUCCCGGUGUGAGUGAGAGGGGAAGAGUGGUGCUCUUCGAGUCGCAGCUACUGCUUCGGGAACCUGCCUGUGUAUAAAAUCCAACACAGAAUUGCUUGCUUUUUUGACGAGACUGCUAAUAAAACAUUGGCUCUGUAACUUUG